This is a messenger RNA of Oryzias melastigma (Indian medaka), 472 nucleotides long. RefSeq names its product ferritin, middle subunit-like. Gene Ontology annotation, cellular component: cytoplasm. Lineage: Eukaryota; Metazoa; Chordata; Actinopteri; Beloniformes; Adrianichthyidae. The record is from RefSeq and is a predicted model, not a curated record. Gene Ontology annotation, biological process: iron ion transport; intracellular iron ion homeostasis. Gene Ontology annotation, molecular function: ferric iron binding; ferrous iron binding. The transcript has 2 exons. Bases 21 to 317 code for a protein of 98 amino acids.
GUCUGCUUCAUCCUGGUAUCAUGUGUGCUCCACAGAAACCAGAGCGUGAUGAGUGGGGCAGUGGGCUGGAAGCCAUGCAGUGCGCCCUGCAGCUGGAGAAGAACGUCAACCAGGCUCUGCUGGACCUGCACAAGCUGGCCUCUGACCACAAAGACCCUCAUCUGUGUGACUUCCUGGAGUCUCACUACCUGAACGAACAGGUGGAGUCCAUCAAGAAGCUUGGUGACCACAUCACCAACCUCACCCGCAUGGAUGCUCACACCAACAAGAUGGCAGAGUAUCUGUUUGACAAGCACACCCUGGGCAGCAAGAGCUAAAGAGCCUGGAGGAACAUUCCAGAUGCAGACCUUAAACCUUUCUGCUCUGCCUGCUGGAAGAUUGGGAAAUGUCUGAAAUCUGUUUGAUUCUGUCAUGACUCUGAUUCACCUUGAUGCCUCAAACUGACUAAACCUGAAUAAACAUUUAAAGCUGA